Messenger RNA from Poecilia latipinna (sailfin molly), 2595 nucleotides. RefSeq names its product cadherin-related family member 5. NCBI's taxonomy places the organism in Eukaryota, Metazoa, Chordata, Actinopteri, Cyprinodontiformes, Poeciliidae. The transcript is spliced from 11 exons. The record is from RefSeq and is a predicted model, not a curated record. The coding region runs from base 291 to 2273 and encodes 660 amino acids.
AUAUCUUAAUAUCCCGCUGGUCGUGAUGUAGUUCUGGACGCCGGGGCCCCGGUGUUUCCCGAACUCGAGUCGAGUGGUUCCGAGAGCGGAGCCCGACAUAUUCUGAUCAUCUUCCAAAUGUUGGUGCCCGAGUCGUGAAGUGCAGCUCCUCAGAGGAGGCAGGAAGGGAGGGAGAGCAGGCAAGCAUUCCUGCAGAGAAUCACCUCUGAAAGGCGUCCUUACAUCAGCAUCACCCGGACCGCAUCCCUGACCGACCGGCGGAAGAACGAGAUACGAAGGAAUUUUCCAAAAUGGCGCCAGUCACAGUGAUUACGCUCAGUUUCCUAAUCUCUGCAGCUAUCUCUGCCCCUCUAAAAGAAACGGAGGAAUCCGUAACUCUAUUCAAAGGAGAGGAUUUCCACAUCCUGCUGCCGUCACAAGACGUGGAGGUCACAUUCAAGAACCGUUCCGACCCUCGGAAGACCUCGGUGCUGAUGAGGGGCGGCAAAGUGAUCAGCACUCGGGUUAAACCCACCCUGCACUUCAACUACAUCAACAUAGAGGGUGUGGGUGAAGGGGACGAGGGGCUGUACAUCCUGAAGGACUCAAAGGACGCGAGUGUCAUCAAGCAAAUUUCACUAAUAGUCCGAGACUGCACCCUCGAGCAAAUCAUCAAAUAUGGCGGGAACUUCCAUAUUCCAGUGCUGAAUGUGAACCCCCCCAUCACUCUGGAGUACAAACCCAGUUCAGUGGAGGCCAACCUGACAUCCAGACCGGCGAUCGUGGUGCUGACGGCCGCUGGGUUCUCCACCGAGCCUUACCGAGGUCGCAUCACCGUGGGCGAGCGAUCCGUCACCGUCAGCGCGGUUACAGGCGUCGAUGAGGGCAGCUACACCGUCAGGGACAACCAGGGGGUUAUCAAACAGCAAGUGUGCCUGAAUGUGAAAGAGCACACAAACUUUGUGUACCUUCCUCCUGAUGAAAGGCUGAAGAUCAACCUGAUUCUAAACAGCUCCCUGGUCCAACUCCACUACACCCGAGACUCGGACUCCUCAGCCGUCCUGCUGAUGGAUAAGGGAGAGUUCACAAGUGCUCAAGCAGAUCUUGGUUUCAAGGACCGCCUCUCUGUGGAGGGUUCGAUGGUCUUUCUAAAUCAGAUCAAGAACUCAGAUGCUGGACUCUUUAAGAUCACAGACCUGCAGGGAUUCACCGUGUCCACUGUCCAUCUGGGACUGAAACCCUACCAAAUGGAGACCCUUUAUGUGGCCAUCAUUGCCCUGCUGGGCCUGCUGGCUUUCCUUCUGCUGGUUUGCCUUCUGUCCUGCCUGAUCAAAGUGAAGAAGAGGGCCAAGAGGGCCGCUGCACUGGAGAAACUGGCUCAGAACGCUGGCAAAGAAGACGAGGGCGAGGCCUUUAGACAGGUGGUCAAGAACAUCACUAAACUGAGCGAGGAGUCCAAGCAUUCCCAAGCAGACAACACAGAGAAAUCUCAAAGCACUGAGGUGGACAUCAAGGGUCUGGAGGUUUCUUCUAAAGAGGUUGGCGUUGGUAAUCUGGAGACCAGUGACUCUGGUGUUGGCUUCAACACCGCUCUCCCGCUCGAUACUGACACCGAUGUCCCCGAUCAAAUCCCCGAUUCUGAGACUGUAAGCAUCUCUGUUGCUCCUGAAAUCAAACAAAGCCCUCCUUCUGCUGCUGAGUCUAAGCCAGCUGCUCCACCGGUACCAGAACCUAAAGCAAGCCCCGUCCCUGAAACGAAAAAAGCCCCGGACCCGCCCGUCGAAGCAAAGCUGGACACACCCAAACCAGUAGAUGCUAAACUUAGCCCAACCCCGAGCACGAAGUCUGGUUUGAGUCCAGCUGAAACAAAACCUGCACCCAGUCCAAGUCCAGAACCCAAGACUGGGCUGAGUCCAGCUGAUCCAAAACCUGCUGCUAGUCCAAGUCCAGAACCCAAGACUAGUCUAAGUCCAGCUGAUCCAAAGCCUGCACCCACUCCAAGUCCAGAACUGAAGAUUUCUGCGCCUGCAGCCACCACUCCAACACCUGACACUAAGAGUCCAGCAGCUUCAACUCCUGAGCCCACCAAACCGAGCCCAGCAGAACCCAUCACCAAUGGCACACCAGAGCCGGGAUCCGAUUCCAAAGCAAGCCCGGAUCAUGCAGAAAUCAUCAAAGACCCAACUUCAAAGGAGGUUUCCACUAAAACCCAUGAAGUGGAGCUGAAGUCCAGCAGCGUCGCGCCAGAAGGCAGCAAAGACGGCGCCGCAGCCGAGGGCCCGACUACGACCUGAACACCGCGGCUCCGAAAACACGAGGAACCCCCACAGAUCCCCGUCUAUCACCACCGCAGACAAUCAAACACCCCCUACCAAAAUGGUGAGGAAGCCACAGCAAGCUGGGGCGAUGGCGACACUAAACCCACAGUGAUAAUCUAACCUUGGAGACUUUCUGACUGACACACAGUUUAAGUAACUAAAGUGGCUUUUAAUUUUAACCGUUUCAGUUUUGCCGCCUCGUUUUCUAUUGAUUUUACUGGAAAAACUGCCAAAAUGCAAAUUUAAACAUUUGCAGAGUUUACAACUAAAAUAUUAACUCCACAUGAAGUGUUUUAUA